GCCAAAGACAUCGUGUUAUCGCGUGCAUCCAUUGAAAGUCAAAGGACCUGUGACUGCGGACUCCUGAACCCCCGACGUGAAGCCGCAGCACACGACGACGUAGCCUUUCCGCACGACAGCAAACAUGGCCAAGGGAAAGAGGUUGCACGUCUUGAGAAGGCCGAAAUUGCGCCAGUCGUGGAACAAGUACAACCUUUACAACAUCUGGCGGCAAAGGGAUCCCAAGAUUGGCCUGUCCGACCAAGAAACCUUCUUCCAGCAGAAAUGGCGGGCCAAGGGUCUCCUGCGAUCCUACCACGGCGAGCACAUGAAGGAGCGCGACUGGGAGCGCAUGUUCAGCCGCCGCCUCCUCUCCGUCGCCAACAUGGAUCCCCGAUACAUGGCCGAGUUCGACGGCAGCGAGAAGGCGGCCGGUCGAGGUUCCGGCCAGGACGAGACCCCUCUGUGGGACGCCAAGGAGAUCAAGCCCAAGACCAUCACGCCCUACAUGAACAUGGCCUUCUCCCCCAUGGAGAGGAGACUGGACAUUGCCAUUUUCAGAGCCAUGUUUGCCAGCAGCGCGAGACAGGCCAGACAGAUGUGUAUCCACGGCGCCGUCAAGGUCAACGGUAAAAAGAUGCCCUUCCCCGCCUAUAAACUCAACCCGGGCGACAUGUUCCAGGUUGAUACGGAAAAAGUCAUGUAUGCGACCGGAAAGCCAAAGCCUCACAUCGUCCAGGCUGCUCCUAAAGGCACCAAUGCCGAAGACGGUGCCGAAGACGUUGCCGAAGAAGCCGGAUCCGAAGAGGUCGAGCCCAUCGAGCCAACAGGGGAGGCAUCGGCAGAACCAGCCCCCGAACAAGACCCAGAUACCACGGACAAGCCAGAGCAAAAACACAAUCUCAGCCCCAUGCGCAAGACCAUCGGUGGUAUGGUAAAGCAGGCCAAGGCAGUGCUCGAGAACGAGAAGCUCGGCGUGACCAAGAAGCGAACACUGCGCGGCUUCAUCAAGAAGGCAAAGAAGAUCCAGUCCGAGAGCGGCUCAAACUCGCCUGUUGAUAUCGCCGCCAAGAUCAACUCGUUGAUGUCCGAGCUGAAUCUCGUCGCUCCCGAGCACGGAACCGCCGAGGCACAAACAGGAGAGGCAGCACAACGCAAACCCGCCGUCACGGAUCUCCUGACGCCCGAGGAGAUCAAGACUCUGGAGCGCAAGAUUAAGGAGGAGGAGGACAACCCAUACAACCAGGACAAGCCCUACAUGACGCCCUGGCAACCCAGAGAGUUCAUGAGUCCCUUCGCCUUCGUCCCCCAAUACCUCGAAGUCAACCACAACAUCUGCUCUGCCGUGUACCUGAGGCAUCCAGUGGCCAGAGUAGGCUCUGCCGAGGUGCCAACACCCUUCGGCUACAACAUCAACCAGUUGGCUUUCAACUGGUACCUGAGGAGGCGAUAAACGGCUGGAGAAGCGCGCAACCGGACAUGUUCCGCGAGUGAAUGUAUACUAUAAUGGGAGUGGUCCGGCCAUUCUCUCCUUGGCUCAUCAAAAGGCUUCUUGUCAAUCGAUGCAUGGAGCGAGGACAUUUCCUCCUCCUCCGGACAUUUAGAUAUCAAUGUGUAUAGACAUGUACAUUACGAAAUAAAAAAGUGUAUACCACCCGCCCAUUGCUUGUUCACGUUCGGGCACUCAAGUGUGGGCUUUCUCUCUAUCUCUCUCUCUCUCUCUCUCUCUCUCUCUCUCUCUCUCUC
Truncatella angustata is the source of this 1725-nucleotide messenger RNA. RefSeq lists its product as uncharacterized. Gene Ontology annotation, molecular function: rRNA binding; structural constituent of ribosome. The record is from RefSeq and is a predicted model, not a curated record. The transcript has 3 exons. Gene Ontology annotation, biological process: positive regulation of translational fidelity. Gene Ontology annotation, cellular component: mitochondrial small ribosomal subunit. NCBI's taxonomy places the organism in Eukaryota, Fungi, Ascomycota, Sordariomycetes, Amphisphaeriales, Sporocadaceae. The coding region runs from base 125 to 1432 and encodes 435 amino acids.